Messenger RNA from Caenorhabditis angaria, 1827 nucleotides. Lineage: Eukaryota; Metazoa; Nematoda; Chromadorea; Rhabditida; Rhabditidae. The record is from the annotation of a GenBank genome assembly.
AUGAAUAAUAAUAUACAGCAACUUUUUGAUGUUUCAACAUCGACUAUUUCAACAUUUUUUAUCAAACCUUAUCCCUAUUAUGAUUUGGUGAGUUUGAAAAACUUGGGGCGAGAUAAUUUGAAAUAUGAUCUGGAAAAAACAAUCUGAUAACUUUUCUGCAGAAGUAAAAUUUUAGGAAUCUAGCUUGUAAAUUUUUCAAUUUUUAGGAAGCUGUCCAAUGGGCGCUUAUUUUUGGUGUCUCAUUUCUCCUUGGCGUUGGAAUGGGUGCAAAUGAUGUUGCUGACGCAUUCGGAACUUCGGUUGGAACUGGAGUUGUCACACUUACUCAAGCUUUUAUCCUCGCAACAAUUGUUGAAAUGAUGGGUUCAUUAGCUAGCGGUUUCAUGGGAUCCGGAAAAUCCCUUCAAAUAAUUGACGCUCAAAUGUUUGCUGAUAAUCCCAAUGAGCUGGUUUUGGGAAAUCUUGCAAUGCUGAUUGGCUGCGCGGUUUGGCUGAUGAUUGCAACAUUUUAUAGUAUGCCAGUCUCAACAGUUCAUUCAUUGUUAGGAGCUACUCUUGGAUUUGCGUUGGUUUUAAGAGGUUUUGAGGGAAUUAUUUGGGAUCGUUUUCUGAUUGUUUGUAAGUUCCAUGUUUAAUUAAAAUCAUGAAUGACACAUAAUUUUUGCAGUAGCCUUAUGGAUUUUGGCUCCGAUUGCCUCUGCAUUCUUCACACUUCUUGUCUUUUUCAUUAUCGACGCUUUGAUUUUACAAGACAGAAAUCCUGUGCAAACCGGCUUGUUUUAUCUGCCAGUCAUUUAUUUUAUUGUGAUAUUUACCAAUGUUAUGCUUUUCAUGCAGGAUGGAAGUAGACGUAAGUUUUUUAUGCGGGAAAAAAUUAAAUUCACAGAAAAAUUGUAGCACUUCACAUGAAUGAUAUCCCGUUUUGGUAUGACGUGGCAGUUUCUAUAGGAUUAGGUGCGAUUGCUGGAUUUAUUGCCUUGUUUAUUGUGGGCCCGAUAAUGAAAAAAAGAUUGGAAAGUGAGUUUUAUAAUUUUUAUGUAACACAUCUUUAAUAUUUCGAUCACAAUUUGUGAAAGUAAAAUAGAUUAGACAGCAAGAAAGAAACAAUAUUCGAAAAAAAUAAUGUGAAGUCUACAGAAAAACCCAUGGAGCUACCUCGAAUUGCCUCAUCUCUCUCAUAUUCUUUUCCAAUUGAACCCCGCGGUUGGCUUCGAAAAGCAAUGUAUUGGGCAUUUCCUCCAAUUCGAAACGAUGAUCAAAAAGCAGUUCGACUUUUCUCAUUUCUCCAAUUGAUAACUGCUUGUUUUGCUGGUUUUGCACAUGGUGCAAAUGAUGUAAGUAAUUGUGUUGAACCAAUUCGAGAACUUGUUCAUUUAUAUAAUCAAAGUUAUAAUGAUGCAAAUACAGAGCUAAAUGUGAGUUAGCUAAUCUUCAUAGUUUUAUAAAACUUCUUUAAUAUUUAUGUAGAUCACAAUUUAUGUCGGAUUACUUUCCACAUUAGCAGUGUUAUUUGGUAUUUGGAUAUUGGGUAUUCGAGUUAUUCGAACUGUCGGUGAAAAUUUUUCAAAAAUGAAUCCCGCAACUGGAUUCGCUGUAGAAUUUGGGACUGCCAUAAUUGCCUUAGCCACAAAUAUUUAUAACAUUCCACAAAGUAUCACUCAUUGUCUAGUUGGUUCAAUUUUCGGACUUGGAUUAGUUAGAUCCGGGCCGAUUUUGAAAUGGAAAACUGUUCGAUAUGUGUUUCUGUCGUGGAUUCUAACGAUUCCAGUUUCCGGAAUGAUUUCAGCUUCUGUCAUGUAUAUUUUCCAAGUUUUUGUUGUUGUUUGA